Molecule: messenger RNA, 3375 nt
Organism: Astyanax mexicanus (Mexican tetra)
Lineage: Eukaryota; Metazoa; Chordata; Actinopteri; Characiformes; Acestrorhamphidae
Gene: usb1
Product: U6 snRNA biogenesis 1
Exons: 9
Coding region: 722-1861 (379 amino acids)
Biological process (GO): U6 snRNA 3'-end processing
Cellular component (GO): nucleus
Molecular function (GO): 3'-5'-RNA exonuclease activity
Source: RefSeq, a predicted model, not a curated record
GUUCACAGGAACGAUUCGUUCAAAACAAGCAGCAUCCACAACACAGCGCACCGGAACCUUUAAUAUUUUGAUCCGAAAUUUUUCGAAGAAUAACUAAUUUCUUGUUGCGUUUAUGAAUUAAUAAUGUCAAAAAGCUCUAGGAUGGCCUUUUCUUAUUUUUACCAAUAUUUAAUCGAUUAAUAGUAAUAAUAGCAUGAGCGCGAAUCCGAAGAUAUUUACUCUAUUAGCUAGAGGUAGCGAAGACUGAUUCAUGAGCUUGUUUGAUAAGCUAAAACAUUUAAUAGUUGUUUCUUUAAAUAAUUUCGCGUUUCUGUCCAUUAUUUGUUUAUUUUUUUUUAUCACUUAUUGGGGUAGGUGGAACUCCUCUGAGCUUAUGCUGUUGAAGAGGGACUCCUGACAAGGAGACACUUAACCUUUUGUUUUCAGCGUGAGAAUUUCAGCUUCUGUCUGAUUUAAGCUUUUGUAUUUUCAGCUUUUUUUAGUUUUUUAGUAUUUUUAGAUUUUUUAGUUCUGCUGUACUUGUUUUUUUUUUUUUUUUUACCCAAAAACUCGUUUUUGUUUUGCCGGUAAACCAUCUGUCAGGCUUGUUGGAGCCUUUAAAAUAGAAACAGCAGGUUAGUAGGUUAGCUGUAUAAUCUGCAGCUCUGAUAAAAAAAAAAUUUAAAAAAAACUACUGCUGAGUUAUUACUGAGGGAGGUCAUAAGAAAGGUGAAGGAGAAUUAUGCUGGUUAAUUACAGCAGCAGCUCUGAAGAGGAAAGUGAAGAUGUCGCUGGACGAAGCAGAAAGCGUCAAAAAACAAAUGGCAGCGAUAUCAGUCCCCAUUAUAAGAAAAGGGAAUGCUCAAGAGGGAAAGAUAACAUGGAGAACAGGGUCAUUAGUGACUGUGCAGGAGAGAUUGUAACUGGUCAGGCAUCUCGCCUUCCCCUGCCCUCCACCCUGCUGGACAUGUUUCAAGAUACAGAAGAGCAGCACGUGGAUGACUGUGUGCAGCAUGGAGGACGGCAGCGGUCCUUCCAGCACGAACGUGGCAACUGGGCCACUUACGUUUAUUUGCCAUAUGAGCCUGAGGACGUGUUCCUGGAGUUGCUAGAAGAGCUGAGGGUCUGUGCUGAAGCUCAUGGUGUCUCCUUCACCUUGGCAGAAGAGUUCCAUGUCAGUGUCUCUAAAACAGUGGUUCUACGACACCACUGGAUUCAGCCAGCGGUGCAGUCUUUGCGCUCUGGCCUGGCACAGUGCAGAAGUUUUGUAUGUCUGGCAGAUAAGUUGAAGGUGUACUGCAAUGAUGAAAAAACAAGGACUUUUCUCGGGAUGGAAAUCUCGACAGGCUGCACACAACUACUGGAGAUAGUGAAAAGAGUGGACCAGACCAUGCAGGAGUUUAACCUCAGCACUUUCUACAAGGAUCCAUCGUUUCAUGUGAGCCUGGCCUGGUGUGUUGGUGAUUUCACUGAGAAACUACAGGGUGCAUGUUUAUCAAAGUUGCAGAAUCUGGUGGAUGGUCAUGAAGAUGGACCCUUUCAGUUAAGGUUGAAUUGUCACUGUUAUUCUGCUCAAGUCAAGAUUUAUUCCUCACCUUCAGGAGCUUGUACAGUCAUCACUUUUGUCUACCUGAGAGCAAAACCUGUCUUACAACUCCAUACAACUCCAAGGUAUUGCACUCUUAUUGCACAAGCAAAAAAUGACACACACCAGUCUUUGCUUUACACAGCAUUGUUCAUUGCAUUAGAAACAGUCAGUGCACUGAAACAACACACUGAUUUCAGUGGGCUCUGCUGUAACAUUGGUCUUACCCACUGUACUAGACAGUUGUACUUACACACAAGCGCACACACAAAGAGGUUCUCAAUAUUUUCUUUUUAAAAAUAUAAAAAUUGCCCAAGUUUUUAUCCAUUAGGGGAGAAAAGGUUCCAUGGAGCAAAAAGGGUCCUAGAAAUUCAGUAGUGAAUACUUACAAAUUACAAUUAUCUGACCAUAAAAAGGCCAUUUUUACUUGGACCUUCACAGCAAUUAGAACAUAACAUUUAUUUUCUUAUUUAUUUAGGUAAACAGAACACUGGCAGUGAAGCUUAUGUGCUUUGGUCUUUGGUUUAGGUCUAAAUCUAUAGAAGGAAAACAAAAACUAGGCUGUUACUAGGCUGGUGUAUCGCCCCGAUAUGUUCAUUCUCUGCUGUGAAAAAACUCCUUCAAAUCAAGUCAUUUUGGAUAUAUUUUAUGAUUUACAUGCCAUACUGAUGCUUUCAGCUACUGAUACAGUUGCUCCCUAGCACCACCCCCUGGAUAAAACCGGUGUUGGGCAACUUUAAAACUGCACAUCAUGACUUUAAAGGCUCAUCGGUAGAAAUACUCAUCUAAAUAUCUCAAAUUAUACUGUUUACUAACAGACUGGACAAUAAGUGCAUGCAAAUCAAGCAGAGUUUAAAGGAACACAUAAAAAAGUACGAUUAAACACAUGGUUGGUCUGGCAUUAUAAUACCUACAUUCAGUUUGGGGGAAAAAACAUAUAUUUUUAACUUCUCAUCUAAAACAAACUUGAUAAACCUAGAAGCCUUUAAGUUUCCAGUUCGGACCACAUUCACACAUUCAAAAGCUGCUUCCAGUGAUUUUGUGCCUUUUAACUGUAUAACUUCUGUACCUGGUAGAUUUGAGCAUAUGAGAUAUGACCGGACCCAAAAAAAUUUUUUGUUCCCACAUAGGUGAGAUUUAAUGGAAUAAUGGUGUGCACAAAGUGGAGUGUAGACAGAGUAUAGUACAGCCAGUGUAGAUUCUGAGUCUCGGAGUACAGUUUAAAAAGGUACAUCAAGUAUGAUAUUCACUAACAAGAAAAAUGUAAACUAUUGUAACAUUUUGUGUAGCAAACAGUGUAAAGGGUCACAGUCAUAGAGCUCUCUAUAAGCUCUUCUGCAGUUAACAAAGCAGCAUGAACCAAAGUUUAAAAAUCUGAAGCUCUUCCUCAGGUCCUCUAGAUCAGCUACCAUCAGUAAUAAAACAAACAAUAACAUGCUAAAACAAAAUGUGAACAUUUUACUUGGCAUACCUUUAAAAUGAGUCCUGUUUGGCCUGGACACAGAUUAAAGCAGAUUGUUCAGCUACUGACUGCUCAAAUCAAGAACAGAAAAUGUGACAUGCUUGAAACAACAUUAGGAUGAUGUUUGGGAUGAACUGUUUGGGUUUUACUGUGUGAAAUGCAGAGAAGAAAAAGAACCAAAAUAAUUAAAGUUCAAAUAUGAACAGAUGCACAGAUCUCUCUCUGAAUGGAGCUUUAUGCAUUUAUGUUAACUCCUUUUAAAGUCCUGGCACUGACUUUAUUGUUCUCUCCUAUGAGAGAAGACUUACCCUUACACUGUUUAAACAAUAAAAAGUGUGAAUAACCUCAA